Pseudomassariella vexata is the source of this 1752-nucleotide messenger RNA. RefSeq lists its product as uncharacterized. Bases 182 to 1516 code for a protein of 444 amino acids. The transcript is spliced from 5 exons. The record is from RefSeq and is a predicted model, not a curated record. NCBI's taxonomy places the organism in Eukaryota, Fungi, Ascomycota, Sordariomycetes, Amphisphaeriales, Pseudomassariaceae. Gene Ontology annotation, biological process: actin cortical patch localization; actin filament organization; endocytosis. Gene Ontology annotation, cellular component: actin cortical patch. Gene Ontology annotation, molecular function: ubiquitin binding; phosphatidylinositol binding.
GGCGACGUUAUUGAGUAGCGUUUUGAAGAGGCGCUGUUUUUCGCCUACACUGGGAUCGCCCGACUGCAUCUAGGGCUAUUCGACGCGCGGUUGAGUGAAAAGCCAUUCGAGCCCCGAAGUGUAUUUUGUUCAAGCAACCACAAUCGACCUUUUUUCAGGUGGAGUCCUCAUUGGCGCCAUCAUGUUCUCCCAGAAGAAGCCAUACUCGUCGGUCACUGUGACCGUAGAGCGGCUCACCAGUGAGCAGUUCGAGGAAGAUGACCUCAGUGGCAUCCCCGAUCUUGUGGAGGUGAUCAAGUUGCAGGCCUCAGGUCCUACCGAGGCUGCCCGUGCCAUCAGAAAGAAGUUGAAGUAUGGAAAUGUUCACCGUCAGCUCAGAGCUCUCACCCUGCUGGAUGGUUUGAUACAAAACGCGGGUCCUCGAUUUCAGAAGGCAUUUGCCGAUGAACCACUCCUGGAGCGCCUGCGGGUCUGCGGUACGUCGGACCUAUCAGAUCCAGAUGUCAGGAAAAAGUGCUCUGUGCUAUUCAGGAGUUGGGCCAGUGAGUACAAGAGCACCCCUGGUCUGGAACGUAUAGCCAUGCUUUACCAGCAACUGCCUCGACGCAAACAAGUUGUCACCCAGGACAAAUCCAAAGUUCUUCGUGAGACUGAGCAAGACCCCUUCCGUGACUCUGAGGAUGAAGCAGAACGAAAGGCACAAUCGUCACCGCCGCCUCAGGUUACCCCGCCAAAGUCAUCCCCGGUGACAUUUCCCCAGCCAAACCAGACAAUACAGUCUUUCAGUCACACCAAAUCGUCAUCCAAGUCUGGAUCGUUCUUCUCCAGUUCGUCCAGCAAGAAGAAGAGCAAAGAUAGUGGCAAGAAGAAGUCAAAGCCUUUCAACCUCGAGGCAGAGAAGGACUCAAUGAAGGUUGCAAUUGCCGAGUCUUCCAUUGCCUCGACGAAUCUGAACAACACUCUCCAAAGCAUCAAUCGCGAGAAAGAACAGAUCUCGGACAAUGCCCUCGCUGUACAGCGAUUCGAGGCGUGCAAAAAGUUGAGAAGAAAGAUUCUGCGUUACAUCCACCAUGUUGAAGAUGAACAAUGGUUGGGUGGACUUCUUCACGCGAACGACGAGCUUAUCAUGGCCCUCAUGACAUUCGAACAGCUCGAUCGCUCUAUUGACGCCGAUAGUGACUCAGAUGAUGAGUUGGCGGAGCAGGCUCAUCUCUACAGAAUGGCCACGGAAAAGGGCAAGCAACCAAUGUCGCCUUCGAGCCCCGGCAGCCCAGUCCCGGAAAUUGCUCAACUUAGCAUCAAGCCUAGUCCUCCUCCCCGUCCCAUGCCACCGCCUAGGCCAUCGGCCAUGUCGAAGCCAACAGCAACUGCUCGGAUCCCUACCCAGCCGGUCUUAGACCAUGAAGACGAGGAUAAUGACGAGUACGAUGUUGACAUUGAAGACGAGAACGACCCUUUCGCCGAUAGGAAUGCUGUUGUGACACCGAGGGUGGAGAAAGGCGAGCCGAAGUGGUAGCCACAUAUCAAUUGACUUUGCCAAGCUGGCAAACGAAACAGAGCUUUUGUUUCUCUCAACUCCUUAUCCUUCCUCUUCCCAAUUGCAACUCUCAGGACAGCGUUUUCACCCCAGACUACACAAUCGCACAAUCAGAAAUUAUCUCCCGUAUUCAUGAAGAGAGUACUGUCACCUAUGAACUGGUCAUUUAGACAACCGGGCAAGUUUGAUCGCUUACUCGUUGCGGAUAUUGCUGC